AUGUCUAAUCAUUAUAUUACCCGUGCUGUUCACUCACUGAGCCACGCUGAAACGUUCAGUGAAGCUCUCAAGGCCAUCAACGACGCAAUACUCUCUAUCUAUGACUCCUCGGAUACGCUCUUCGUCAUUGUGUAUGAAGGCCAUUCGAAUGCGUACUAUGACAUACCCAAUGCCUGUGUUAGUAUUAUGGGCUCGGCAAGAGAACCUACGGUUUCUUUGCCUUGGGGCUUUGUGGAGACCGCGCUGGCCUUUACAGAUGGAGAUGUCAUCUUUAUCCUGGACUCGCCGUUCCCAUCUAGGGCGGCAUUAAACUGUGAAGAUAUUGAGUACCUUGUGGUCUCGGCAUUCAGAUCACCAGCAGCCAGGGGCAUCGAUGUUUCCCUAACGAGGCGACUCAUUGACCUACUGAAUCAAGUGGAUACUGAAAUCACUUUAUCACAAAUACACGCCAAGCUCACCGUGCAUGCAAACCGUCCAGACAGCCAACUGGGACUUAUCCCUGUACAUUUCCCCGCCAAGUACAAGCCAUCCAUCACUCUUCGUCCUCUGGGAGCGCGCCCAAGGCAGCUUAGAGGUCUCCGAAAGGCAGAUGACUUGUCAGAUGGUAAGGUGUUGGUUACUGUUCGGAUCUCAGACACGACCAGUGUGCCGGAUAUAGUCGAGCAAUGCAUCCAGUGCUUAUCAGAAUCGAUCGCGGAGGAUGUGGCAGAUAUCAAGAUUGAAGGUGUCUUCAAGUUCAGUCCAGACUCAUCCUUGUUACUGCUUACAAUGCCAACUGCUGUUUGGAGCAUGCUUCGUCAUAAUCACUCCUUUGACUUCGUCGGUGUCGUCCAGUCACAUAAUCUACUUUCUCACAGGUCGACUAGUACUACUCAACCCCUGCCUCUUGCUAGUGGGAAUUCUGACUUACCCUACCGGGGCAAGAACUGAUAUUUUCAUUGAUUGUUUUAUUUUUUAUUUAUUUAUU
Molecule: messenger RNA, 967 nt
Organism: Aspergillus vadensis CBS 113365
Lineage: Eukaryota; Fungi; Ascomycota; Eurotiomycetes; Eurotiales; Aspergillaceae
Exons: 3
Coding region: 1-930 (309 amino acids)
Source: RefSeq, a predicted model, not a curated record